AUGGUACACCUCAUGGUGAGAGAGAUUGGUGUCCUGCAGGAGCUGUUUGGCCCAGAAGCUAACCACUUCAUGAUUGUGCUGUUCACCCGUGGUGGUGAUCUUGGAGGCAUGACCAUACAGCAGUAUGUAAGCGAAGGUGAGCGAGGGCUUCGCCGCAUCAUCCAAAGCUGUGGAAACAGGUUUCACGUCUUUGACAACACCAGCAGUGACAAAAGGCAGGUGGUGGAGCUGGUGAAGAUGAUCGACAAAAUGGUGGCAGCAAAUAAGGGCACAUAUUACACAGAUGAGAUGUACAAAGAAGUGGAGGAAGCACGCCGUAAGGGAGUGACUUUGGCUCAGUAUAGAUUCACUCAGUCUCUUGUUAAACGUAUCAAAGUUUUUCGCAUCAUUCUUGGGAGAGAUUAACUUAA
Messenger RNA from Archocentrus centrarchus (flier cichlid), 410 nucleotides. RefSeq names its product GTPase IMAP family member 7-like. The record is from RefSeq and is a predicted model, not a curated record. The transcript has 2 exons. Gene Ontology annotation, molecular function: GTP binding. Lineage: Eukaryota; Metazoa; Chordata; Actinopteri; Cichliformes; Cichlidae. Bases 1 to 405 code for a protein of 134 amino acids.